This is a messenger RNA of Plectropomus leopardus (leopard coralgrouper), 1101 nucleotides long. RefSeq names its product centrosomal protein 19 (gene cep19). Gene Ontology annotation, biological process: microtubule anchoring at centrosome; trans-Golgi to periciliary membrane compartment transport. The record is from RefSeq and is a predicted model, not a curated record. Gene Ontology annotation, cellular component: centriole; centrosome; ciliary basal body. NCBI's taxonomy places the organism in Eukaryota, Metazoa, Chordata, Actinopteri, Perciformes, Serranidae.
UGGAGGUCGGUUGAAACCGGGCUGCUGUGGACAAUAAACAGAAGAUGAGUUUCGAGGCAAAGCGGUGCGGAGUGCAGUUCAGUCCUCCCUCUAUAGUUUUAAUUUAUGAAAACAAAGAAACUAAAAAUGUGCGAAAAAGAAUCAUACCUGUGCGGAACUUCUCGAAAUAUUCUGACUACAGCAUGGCUGCAGAAAGACUGAAGAACCACCCUCGGCACAGGGACUAUCUGCAGGGUGUGUCCCAGAGCCAGCUGGAGAAGCUUCACAUCAUCCUGAGAGAUCACAUGCAAGGCUUCAGUUUGGAGCACAGCCUGGCCUCGUUCCACCUGGACCCUGAAGAAGACCUGAACAAACUGGACGAUGAAGAGCUGGCUCGCAAGAAGGGUCAAAUGGACGAACUGUUUGAGAGGAACCGAAGGCACAAAGAUGAUCCUGACUUUGUUUACGACCUGGAAAAGGAUUUCAGUAAGACAGCCCAGGAGAAGUGCAGCUGGGAUGAGGAGUCUGAUGAUGGAUUUUAAAACUGAAAUUGUUUUUCAGUCCUUGCCUGGUUCCAGAUUUUCAACCAUCCGUGUUCAAGUCAGAAACGGAGUGAGGAAAAUCUAGCACAGCUUAAGUUUACAACAGUGUCCAAUUAAAGUAAUACAUAUGGUUAAUAUCUGAUGUUUGGUAGUGUUUUUCAGGAAAUAUAUAUGUUUAUACACUCUGUGGCCAGUUUAUUAGGUACAAAUAUUUAAAAUAAAAACAACAAUCCUGCAAUUCAUUUGAUUUGGAAGUUAUGUCUUGUUAAACUUUUUAUCAAAGUGUUGAUUCAGUUAUUUGGCAGCAACAGUUAUAAUGCUAAUAUUUGCCCCACGUACAUCAAUAAAGAUCAACUAAAUAUUAGCAACACCACUCAGAAAACACAACACAAUCCAGCUGCACUGCUGUCCAUAAAACUGAACUAAAACAAGUUAGUUAUAUUAUUUAAAAAGUUUGCUACACAUCAAUGUAUUUCCCUUUUUUCCCUCAAUCAACCAACAUUGUUAGAAUUCAUGUCUAGCAAGCUGACGCUUCAUUUCCCAGAUGAUCCACUUUGUUUGAACCAUUAGCAAACAAAAA